This is a messenger RNA of Spea bombifrons (plains spadefoot toad), 2758 nucleotides long. RefSeq names its product sphingomyelin phosphodiesterase 4 (gene SMPD4). The record is from RefSeq and is a predicted model, not a curated record. The coding region runs from base 82 to 2580 and encodes 832 amino acids. The transcript is spliced from 19 exons. Lineage: Eukaryota; Metazoa; Chordata; Amphibia; Anura; Pelobatidae. Gene Ontology annotation, molecular function: sphingomyelin phosphodiesterase D activity. Gene Ontology annotation, biological process: glycerophospholipid catabolic process; ceramide biosynthetic process; sphingomyelin catabolic process.
AGAAGGCGCCGUUAGGAACCUUCAUCGGCUCGAGCACUUUCGGUUUGUGGCGCGAGUCUCCUACCGGGGAAGUGAGAAACCAUGAGUCUCCCUGGUGGAUCCCCGCCUCCCAGCUAUCUGCUAGCCUCGCUUAAGGCAGAUUGCGUCAACAAGCCUUUCAUCCAGAGGUGUCAAGACCUUUAUAGAGUCAUUGAGGAUUUUCCUGCCAAGGAGCUGCAUGCAAUCUUCCCAUGGCUGGUAGAGACAAUUUUUGGUAGCCUGGAUGGCAGCAUUAUUGGAUGGAACUUGCGUUGUUUGUAUGAGAGUAUAACUCCCCUUGAAUUUCGCACUGUCUUAGAAUUUCUGGACCCAAGUGGCAUAAUGAUGAAACUGGUGUACAAGCUACAGGCAGAAGAAUACAGAUAUGAUUUUCCUGUUUCAUACCUUCCAGGACCUGUCCGCUCAUCUAUACAGGAGAGAGUGCUGCCAGAAUGUCCUUUAUACCAUAAUAAGAUUCAGUUCUCCUCCUCAGGUGGUGUUGGAAUUAAUCUUGCUUUGAAUCCAUUUGAAUAUUUCAUGUUCAACUUUGCCAUAUGCCUCGUCACCCCAAAGAACACUCAAGGACAUCACUUCAGCACCUCGGACAGUGCCUACUUCAUCUUAGUAGACAAGUACUUGAAGUGGUUCCUUCCUAUUGAGGGGAAUGUCCCACCUCCCAACUUUUCCAACCCAGGAGGAGCUGUGCCUUCCCCUGCACCCAGAUCUCCAUCAAUUCCAUUCACUUCUUAUGGUACCAACCCCAGCCUCCUGAAGAGACAAAUUUGUCAUCAACAUCUGGUGAACGCUGACCCUGCAACACAGGAAAUAUGGAGAUCGGAAACGUUACUGCAGGUCUUUGUGGAGAUGUGGCUUCACCAUUACUCUAUGGAAAUGUAUCACAAGUUGCAGUCUCCACAUGCCAAGCUGGAAGCUCUUCACAGCCGACUCAGUUUGUCCAGUUAUCAGCACAUUUAUCCUGUACUGCCUGCCAACUUCCAUUCAUACCAAGUACUUCCAGCACUGUGGGACACACUUGAAUCAUUCCAGCCCACAGAAGAGCAUGUUCUGGUGGUGAGGCUUUUUGUGAAACAUCUGCAUACGUUCACCAAUAGUCUGAGGCCAGAGCAGGCAUCUCCUUCCACCCACUCUCACACAGCCAGUCCCUUGGAGGAGCUGAAAAGGGUGGUCAUGCCUCGAUUUGUUCAGCAGAAACUCUACAUCUUCUUGCAGCACUGUUUUGGCCAUUGGCCACUCGAUGCCUCCUUCAGAGCUGUCCUCGAGAUGUGGCUGAGCUAUGUGCAGCCUUGGCGGUAUAUUCCUGAGAGGUAUAUCCCUGUCAGCAAUGAACCACAGAAUCGCUGCGUAUCUGACAAAUGGGCACCCUUUGUGCAGGAAAACCUGCUCGUAUAUACCAAACUCUUCCUUCGUUUCAUAAACCGUGCUCUCCGUACUGACCUGGUUAGCCCUAAAAAUGCGCUGAUGCUGUUUAGAGUAGCAAAAGUAUUCUCCCAGCCCAAGCUGCCAGAAAUGAUUCAGAAAGGGGAGCAGCUGUUUUUGGAACCAGAGCAUGUCGGACCUCAACGGCAGCACCGGCUUCUUAUGUCGCCAAGUCUUGGUGGCAGUUUUCUCUCCUCGUGGCAGCCACCGAUUACAGAUGCCUCAUUCAAGGUGAAGAACCACGUGUACAGCUUGGAGGGGCAGGAUUACCAAUACGUGCAGAUGUUUGGCAGCGAUUCACGCAAUUUGGUUCUCCGACUCGCCCAGAUGAUUGUGCAAGCGAAACAGACUGCCAAAUCUAUCUCUGACCAGUCGCCGGAUGCUGGGGGAAACCAGUCCUUCCUAUCCUGGUUCGGGUUGAACACUUCAGAACUGAACAAUUCCUACAUUGCAAAUGACGUGGAUGAAAUUGGACAUGACAGUGUUAGGAAGACUGAUGAGCACUUGGAGAAGGCCCUGGAAUAUCUCUGUCAGAUAUUUAGGCUUAACUCUACUCAGCUGAGCCAGAUGUCAGUGAGCUUUGGGACAUCAAGGGAUGAAAAUGGGAGGAAGCAGCUACCAGAUUGUGUAAUGAGUGAGGAUGGGGUAGUUCUGACUCCUUUGGGCAGGUACCAGAUAAUAAAUGGACUACGCAAGUUUGACAUAGAAUACAAUGGUGACCCAGAACUGCAGCCAAUCCGUAGCUUUGAGAAUGCUACAAUGGUGCGCCUCCUGUACAGGCUGUCAUGCUCACUAAAUGAGCGGUUUUCAGACAAAAUGGGUUCUCUGUGUGCACGUGGGGACUUUCUGGGAAAGUUUUGUCGGUACCAUCUAGUCAGUAGCCCGCCGAAACGCAGACUGACCCCGAUUACAUCGCACCGAUGCUCUGUGCCGCCAACCCCCAAAAUUCGCCUCCGCUUCCUGGCCAACUACCGGAUCCUGCUUUACUUGCUUUUGUUGUAUAUCCUUCGUGUGAUGCUAUCAAUGGGUCCUGUGAGCUAUACGUUCUGUCUUCUGAUUGGUUACUUGCUGUAUGCAACUGCUAUGACUGUUAUUACAGAAAGUUGGAGGUCACACCAGGACUGAUGCAGACGUGUUUUUUUUUUCUUUGUUUUUUAACGUCUUUUAAUGCGAUAUAGCUCCUGAUUGAAAUAAUUAAAUAGCUUCAUUUUGUUUUCAUUUCAUCGUGCAUUAUAGUGUUUUUUUAAAUUCUGUGUAAAAUGUACUUUUAUAUGCAAAUUAUAAGUUAUAUUGUUCAACUUUG